Molecule: messenger RNA, 626 nt
Organism: Dendrobium catenatum
Lineage: Eukaryota; Viridiplantae; Streptophyta; Magnoliopsida; Asparagales; Orchidaceae
Product: small ubiquitin-related modifier 2
Exons: 3
Coding region: 130-435 (101 amino acids)
Biological process (GO): protein sumoylation
Cellular component (GO): nucleus
Molecular function (GO): ubiquitin-like protein ligase binding; protein tag activity
Source: RefSeq, a predicted model, not a curated record
AGUGUUCCUUAAGUGAGUCUUCGGAGACUGACAGUCUUCACUGUCUAUUUCUAAUCGCGGAGGAAGCCCUUGCAAACCCUAAUCCUACAGGCGGAGCAGAGGUAGACAGCGAAGUGCUUUGGGUGAAGCAUGUCGGGCGCUGGUCAGGAGGAGGACAAGAAGCCGGACCAGGCUGCGCACAUUAAUCUCAAGGUUAAAGGCCAGGAUGGCAAUGAGGUAUUUUUCAGGAUUAAACGCAGCACACAGCUUAAGAAGCUCAUGAAUGCUUACUGUGAUCGCCAGUCUGUAGAUUUAAAUUCUAUUGCCUUUCUCUUUGAUGGCCGCAGGCUUCGUGGUGAACAAACGCCCGAUGAGCUCGAAAUGGAGGAUGGAGAUGAAAUUGAUGCUAUGCUCCACCAAACCGGCGGAAGUCUGAUCGACUACGCCUCAGCCUAAGGGAAGAUGAUGGGUCUUUAUAUAGUAUAGUACUAAAACUUUGUGAUGUUCUUCAUAAAUGCUUCUGAUUUUCAAUUGUUAGUUUUAACUAUGGAAGUGAGUUUGGAUAAAAGUCUAUAUAUGUGUUCCUCUUCUUUGAAUCCAAUGUUUGACUUAUUGUCUGAAUGAUUAUCGAAAUGGUUUUUCUACAA